AUGGAUUAUGCUGUGUCAAGAUUCUUAAUCAGCCCUGCAGAUACUAUGGAUACAUUCCCUCCCAUUUCUAUUUCAGUUGAACAAGGCUUGGACAAGAGACCUGACUCUACAGAUCUUAGUGAAGAAGAUGCAGGAAACAGACUAAGCUCAAGCACAGAAGACAGAAGAGAUCUUGGUGACAACAGCUGUGAAAGUUGUGAAAGCAACAGCUUCCCCAGGGAGGUUUCUAGCAGUAGCAUUGAGAGUUUUUCAAAAGAUGAUCAUGAAUGGAGCACUCAGGACAAUGAAGAUGGAGGUUAUUUUGGACAUCAGAUGGUCUAUAGGAAAAGGGCAGACAACAAGGAUUCCCACUAUCACCGAAAGGAAAUAAAUAAGGAGAGUUCUGAUGACGAGUCUGCUGGCAGAAUGUCAUUGGAGGACCAAAGUGAAGGUCGCCUUUUGGGGGCUAACAAAAUAUCCAAAGAACAGUUUGAUGUUGAAAAUGAUGGCAUGGUUUAUACCCCAGAACAAGUCCUUUAUACUUUUGUGGAGAAAGGGGGAAGUGAUCUAACAGCUGAAGAUAUCAGUGGUGAUGAUUCUUUAGAUGGAAAUAAUGAUGAAGACCCUGGGCACACUAUAUCUCCAAGUGAAGUAGAUGCUCUGCAACCUCCAGCACCUCAUGGAGAACAGGAUGGUGGCCAUACCGGAGGUCGACAUUCUGAUGAUAGUAGCAGCAGUAGCAGUAGCAGCAGUGAAAGCAGAAACCUUGAGAGAGAGGACAAUCACGUUAUUGAUUAUGGCAGAAGGCAUGGAGGUGAUAGUUACAGUAGCAGCCAAGAGGAUGGAUACGAUUUUCAAAGUGAAGAAAUGCAAGGAGACGAGCCAAUGACUUUUGAGAGCCAUGGCAGUGAUUCCCACAUGCUUCCUGAGGCUAUUCAUUCAAAAGAAAGCAGCCAAGAAAUGCAUAGCAGUAGCAAAGAAGUAGAACAUCUUGAAAAGAAGGCAUAUCAUUAUGUUGAUGGUGAUUCAGAUGAAGAUAACAGCCCUGAGCAUGAACAGAACAAAUCCUCAAAAGAAGAUGAUGAUAAUUCUGAGGUAGACAGCCAACUUGUAGAAGAUGUUAGUCAAUCAACAGAAAACGUUCCCAGUCAAUCCAGGGAAGAUGAAACCAGUCAUUCUGGGCAGUCUGUAGAGAGCUCAUCCAGGGGACAAUCUAGGGAGAACCUCAAUAGCCAUUCUAGAGAAGAUAUCCAUAGUGAAUCCCGAGAAGAAGAUAAGCACAGCCAGUCCAGGGAGCAUGAUAAGCACAGCCGGUCCAGGGAAGAUGAUAAGCACAGCCGGUCUACGGAAGAUGACAAGAAUAGCCAAUCCACAGAAGAUGAUAAGCACAGUUGGUCCAAAGAAGAUGCAACCAGAGGGCAUAGUCAGAGCCAGUCUAAAGAAAACAGGAGCAGCCAUUCCAGAGAAGACAAACGUAGCCAAUCACAGGAAGAUGAUGUUCAUAGUCAGUCCAUAGAACUCGCUAGUCAAUCAAGAGAGAAUGAAGACACAGUAUCUGAAGAAGAUGUAAAGAGUGACUCCACUGAAGAUACCAGAAGCUCCCAAGAAAAAGUUGUGCAAAAAUCUAAAGAGACAGAAGAGGAAUCCAACGAGCACAAUCCUAGCGAAUCUCAGGAGAGUCACUCUGUUGAAAAAUCAGAAAACAUGCCACCAAGACCCGCUGAAUCCAGAGAAUUCAAGAGGCAUCAGAGCAGAUCAAGUGAGAAGAGCUCUUCUAUGGAAGAGAGUGAAGAGUCAGCUGAAGACACAACAGAAUCCGUUGAGGACGAUAGCAGAUUGUCUCAAAGUGCAUCAUCUGAGAGCAGCAAAGUGUCUGAAGAAAGUGCCAGCAGUGAUGAUAGUAAUUCAAAUGAAGGGCAAGAUCAGCAAAGCAGAUCAUCAGAGACCAGUGAAUCCAAAGAGGAAGAAAGCAAUUCUAUUGAAAGACCCAGUCAAUCCAGAGAGGAUACUAGGAGCCAAUCUGUCAGCAUGGAAGAUAGCAGUUGGUCAAGAAGCAAGGAGCUUGAAAGCCGAAAACUAAUGCUUGACUUUUACCAUAACAAACCCUUUAAUGAUUAUGAUGAUAAUGAUUGCCAGGAUGGGUAUUAA
This is a messenger RNA of Thamnophis sirtalis, 2127 nucleotides long. Lineage: Eukaryota; Metazoa; Chordata; Lepidosauria; Squamata; Natricidae. The record is from RefSeq and is a predicted model, not a curated record.